UAGCCUGCCAGCUAGCGAGCUAGCUGCACAACACUGAGCACGUCUGAAUCAAGCUAACUGCUCCACCUUCAGAUAUCCACCAUGGAUUUAAAUACCGUCUUGUCACAGCUUGAAACUGCCAACGAGGAGGAAGUCGGGAAGCUCCUGCAGCAGUUUAAUCGAGAGAACAGUCACACCUUCAGUUUUGACCCAAAGGAAGAAGCUCUGCGGAGUAGGCUGUGUCAGAGUGUGUUGUCAGUCCUCGGGAGGCAGGUGCAGCCCAGCUGUCAGAAGACAUGUCUGGAGACACUUCGCAUCCUGUCCAGAGACAAGCGUGUCCUCGCACCUGUGGCCACCAGGGAGGGUAUGCUGAUCCUGGGAGGAAUGGCGAGGCUGAAUGCUGGAGAGGAAGGUGAUGACAACCAGAAAAACUCUCAGGAAGACACCCAGUCAGAGGAGGAGGAGAGGGUGGUGGUGGAGGCCUUGAAGUGCCUAUGCAAUGUGGUGUACAACAGUCCUGCGGCUCAGCAGGUCAGUGUAGAGGUGCAGCUGGCUCAUGGCCUGUGUGCCAGCCUGCGAACAGCCCGCACGUGGCACCACGAGGUGGGCCUGUUCACGCUGCGCCUUCUCUUCCUGCUGUCUGCACUGAGACCUGACGUGAGGGGCGUUUUGAGGAGAAAAUGGCAUGCUGUGAGCCUGCUGACAGAGGUGCUGGAGCACACCCUGGAUGUGCGCUGGGUGGGUCCCUAUGAAGCUGCCCGUCCAGAUCCGCAGGCCCUGCCCAUGCCUGCAGAGGACAAUGAGCGAGCAAUGGAGGCACUGAAAGCCUUGUUCAACCUCACACUGUCUGACUCUGGUGGUGAGGAGUAUGAUCACCAGUUUCGACUCAUCGCUGCCAUCCUGCGUCAUCUGUUGAUGCUGAAGACUGAGACAGAGGAGAAAACAGAGGAAGCACACAGCCAUGCCGUCAACCUGCUGAAUAACCUGCCUGUGUCCUGCCUGGACGUGUUAAUCGACGUGCCUGUCCAGGGAGGACUGGAGAUGUAUGGCGGAAAGAACAUGGAUGCAGUCCAGAAGUUAAUAGACUUCAUGGAGAAAAGGAUGGACAAGCAGGGCUCCAACUACAAAGAGGGUUUGACUCCGGUGCUCAGCCUUUUGACUGAAGGAUCCAGACACCACAGGGAGAUCCGCAGAUAUAUCAAAGCUCAGGUACUUCCCCCACUGAAAGAUGUGAAGAUCAGGCCAGAGAUCGGCACCACCACCAGAAACAAGUUGGUUCGCCUUAUGACUCAUGUUGACAUGGGUGUGAAGCAGACGGCUGCAGAGUUUCUCUUUGUCCUCUGCAAAGAAAGCGUGGACAACCUGUUGAAGUACACAGGAUAUGGAAACGCAGCAGGUCUCCUGGUAGCUCGAGGACUUCUCGCUGGAGGGAGAGGAGAGACUCAGUACUCCGAAGAUGAGGACUCAGACACAGAGGAAUACAAAUCUGCAAAACCCUUCAUCAACCCCAUCACCGGUCAUGUGGAGGAGCCAAUGCCGAAUCCCAUCGAAGAGAUGACAGAGGAGCAGAAGGAGUACGAAGCCCAGAAACUUGUCAAUAUGAUUGAUAAGUUGUCAAGGCAGAACGUGAUCCGACCAAUGGGGGUCAUGCCGGACGGGACGUUAGCACCUCUUGAAGAAACUCUCCGUGAUCCACCUGGGGACUCAGGAUCAGACUCUGACUAGUGCGCUGUACAUUUUUGCCACAUUUUUCCAGGCGAAGCCCACUUGGCCCAAACACAUCUGGAGCUGUGUCCCAUUUCGAAGUCUGGGUCCUCUAAAGGAACAUGUCCAUUCAGGUGGGCCUGUCGGAGGAGCUAAAAGAUGGCUGAAGCAGUCUGCCGUCACUGAGAAAAAGAAAGUGAUUAGAUCCACACACUGUACUGAUACCUCCAAAUAAAUCAUACUCUGUUAACUUAAACUGGCAGAUACCAAUACAAUGUGUGAAUCUAUAAUCAAGACUACUCCCACAUACACCCAAACUUUUGUUGUUUUUUUAAAACUCGUGUCACGUAAAUAUUGUCCUAAAUUUAAGAUUAAAUAGUGGUAACUGGGGCAAGUUUUGUGAUAUUUCUGAGUAUAAUAUUUCGUACAACAAAUGCAGCACAACUGGCCAAUAGUGUCUCGGGUUGAUGGUAAAAGUGUCCAUACAACAUCUAUUUAACUGUAAGUUUCCGUCAAGUCUAGUAAAAGCAAUGUAUAACACGUCGGCCUCUAAUGCCGUAUUCAGUCUAAAGACACGUUCACACCGGAUGAGGAAGCGCGUAUGUGUAUUGUCACGCGAAAAGUUCAGCUGAUCCCACAAGAAGCACAUUUGUCUACGCCGGUUAGCAAGUGAAUCUGCUCCUCUGCUCGGCUCUAAUCACACGGAGAGCUCCGGCUCUGUCUGCUCGUGUUUGUGUCACACAGCUGACAAAUACUUGGAAUAACAAAGCAUGCAUAUUUUAUAAUCAAUAAGAAUCAGGUAAUUUAUAUUAUAUUUGUAAUAUAUCCUUUAUAUCUUUGUUAAUAGGAUAUGCAUUUAGAAAUAAUGGAUAAGAAAUCAUUGGUGGGUUUUAUUGCCAGAUUCAAUUAGAAAAAAAAAUAGACCAGACACAGAAACUGUUGCUUUAGAUAGUGAGGCAGCAGCACUUCUCGUGUAAACUUGCAUUUCAGUGACCGUUUCUGUACCUGCAGGUGUGCGGAUUAUAGAUGAAAGAAAAAAAUGUAUCCUAUUUGAUGUGCCUCGGACCUUUUUUUCUUUUUGUCCGUAUAUCGAAAGAGGUAUCAUGUAUCGGUUUCUGUGCUAGUAUUGUGGGUUCCCAAAGUUAUGGAAAACCUGGAGAAGCCAUGGAAUUUCAUUAUCAUGUUUUUCCAGGCCUGGAGGAGUCAUGGAACUAGUAACAAUCAUUGAAAGUUUUGAAGUCAUAGAAAAAGUCAUAGAAUUUUAUUGCGUGUGAUUGCGUGCCUGUAAUUUUUACUAAUAGCAAAUUUAUUUUCUGUAGCCGUCGACGUAACGUAGCUCAAAUAUGCGCUGAUAUGUCACAUUUUGUUAAACUCUGUAUGCCCGCUAGCCGAAAUUAUUUGAAUAGAGUUUGAGGGCUGAUAUGUCUGAAAACUGCCGGGCAAGAAAAAGGAAAUGUUUCCAUGGUUCCUCGAAAAGUCAUGGAAAGGUUUUGAAAUUUUAUCCAUGAAAACGUGUGGGAAAUCUGUUAAAAAUCCUGGUACUGCAACUUUUAUUCAGUCUAGAAAUGUGACUUUUGGUGAUCCAGCUCUGAACUGGGACACAGCUCAUCAUGAGGCCCUGACGCAGACGCGCUGCAGAGUGGAAGCGGACUUGACGUGCGAUAGAAAGACUGCAGUGGCACCAUUACGCAUAAGAGGCCUCCAAGGUUACUGUUGCACCUUCCUCGUUUAUUUUGCCGCUCCCUAUGUUGAAAAAAUAGAUGUAAUAAUAUAAUUCUUUGCUGGAUCAUGUGUAUCUCACUGAAAGCACUGUUGUUAUGGUUUGUUGAACAUGUCAUUGGGUCUGAAUAAUCAUUCCUUCACCUGUGCUUUUUGUUUUUCACUUUUUUAAAAUGUUUUUCUGAUUUUUUCUGCUACAUGAUUUUGUAGAUGAUUUAAGUGCACAUUAUACACAUUUAAACGUGAAAUCACUGAAAAUUGUUUGUUGUUGGUUUAAAAUCACGUAGCCUGUCCAGCAUGGACCACAGGUUCGAUGUAUAUUUAGAAAUCGGGCCGUGUCAGUAAGGAUAGAUUUAACUUGCAGCUCACGUUUGGUUGUGUAAUUAUCAUGAAUGUUGCACACCAGUUAGUCGCCAAGGAAACCUUCGAAAUUCAGAGCUUGUUGGUUUACUGUCACUGAAAAGGGGUUCUUGAACUAGAGGAGUUUGAAUGGAGAGAUGCAACAUUUCCCUGUGCUGGAUGAUCUUAAACAAAUUGUUUUUGCCUGUUGUGAACUCUUGACGAAGAAAUGUCUAAACUGCAAUGAUUGUUUUCUAAUCCAUUUUACUUUUGCCAAAUGUGCAUGAUAUUAAAUCAGGUCUCAGUGAUGUGA
Molecule: messenger RNA, 4054 nt
Organism: Plectropomus leopardus (leopard coralgrouper)
Lineage: Eukaryota; Metazoa; Chordata; Actinopteri; Perciformes; Serranidae
Gene: ric8b
Product: RIC8 guanine nucleotide exchange factor B
Biological process (GO): G protein-coupled receptor signaling pathway
Cellular component (GO): plasma membrane; cytoplasm
Molecular function (GO): G-protein alpha-subunit binding; guanyl-nucleotide exchange factor activity
Source: RefSeq, a predicted model, not a curated record